AAAUUUUAACCAGGACAUAAACAAACACGGACUGAACCAAUACAACUUUCUGGCCCAGCCAUUCAUUGCACAACCACUAACAAUGUGGUUCUUUCUAAUCCAGCUUGUUCUGACUUCUUGUCUGAUUGAAAAAUAUAAAUGCACAACAACAACUGAUCAGGUUUUUUCAAUCACACCAAGACUGCAAGGGGAUGUAGAACUGCUCAAGAAUGUAUCUAGCAUGCAUGAGACAGUACUAUGGCAGCCAGCCUCACCUGAUCAAAUCACAAUCAAUGCAGAAGUUCACCUGUUUAUUCCUGCCUCCAGUCAAAAGCCCAUCAUAAAGCUGCUACAAAGAUAUGACAUCACGCACAGGGUUUUGCUGGCAAAUGCUCAAGAGCUGAUUGAAGCACAGAAAAGAAACUAUUCCACAGACCCCAGGAGCAGCACAUCUUAUUAUGAAAGAUACCAUCCCUUGGAGGAUAUUUAUCACUGGAUCAAUAAAACAAGUCGAGAAUAUUCCGAAAGGUUGCAGGUCAUACUAAUCGGAUCAUCUGUUGAGAAACAACCUCUUUUUGUUCUGAAGCUGUCUGGUAAAGGAAAUCAGCCCAAGAAAGCUAUUUGGAUGGAUUGUGGCAUUCAUGCCAGAGAGUGGAUAUCCCCUGCAUUCUGCAUGUGGUUUGUUCAAUAUUCUGUCAUGUAUUAUAAUCAACAUUCUGACAUCACUGAAAUCCUUGAUAAAAUGGAUGUCUAUGUCCUACCAGUUAUGAAUCCUGAUGGAUAUAAAUACUCAUGGAUAGAGAACCGAAUGUGGAGAAAGAAUCGUUCCAGAAAUGUGGACAAUACCUGUGUAGGGACAGAUCUCAACAGAAACUUUGACGCAAACUGGUGCACUAAGGGAUCGUCGGAUAACCCCUGUGAUGAGACAUACUGCGGUAGAUUUCCAGAGUCAGAACCAGAAGCUGCAGCUGUGUCUAACUUCAUACGAAGCAGAAAGGAUCUGGUGAAGCUGUACCUCUCCAUCCAUUCCUACUCACAGAUGCUGAUCUUUCCAUAUUCAUGUUCCUACCAAGAGGCCCCCAAUCACCAAGAACUAUAUGAGAUUGCACAGGAAGCAGCAAUGAAAAUCAAAAUACAUUACAAAAAUAAUUAUAAGUUUGGGGCUGGAGCAAAAUCUUUCUAUCUUGCUCCAGGUGGUUCUGAUGACUGGGCAUAUAAUCUUGGGAUUGAUUAUUCUUUCACGUUUGAGCUUCAAGACAAUGGCCGCUAUGGAUUCCUUCUCCCCCCGUCACAUAUUUCGAAGGCUUGCAGUGAAGCUCUUACAGCAGUGAAGAGCACUGCCCUCAAUGUCAUCAAGAGAAGGCGUUUCAGCUAAAACUCUUCACAAAAAUGCAGAAUUAUUGAAAUGCUGUCAUAUUCUUUUUAAUAUAAUACUAUACUGUAUUGGCAAAGUCGUUCUACAUGUGAGAGGGAUGUGAUGUUGGGAACAACCAUUGAAAUUAUCUUUUUCAGUAUGUUAAAAUGGAAAAUAAAUCAUAAUCUGUACUAAUGUAA
Brienomyrus brachyistius is the source of this 1533-nucleotide messenger RNA. RefSeq names its product carboxypeptidase B2 (plasma) (gene cpb2). Gene Ontology annotation, molecular function: metallocarboxypeptidase activity; zinc ion binding. Gene Ontology annotation, biological process: fibrinolysis; proteolysis. Bases 83 to 1354 code for a protein of 423 amino acids. The transcript is spliced from 11 exons. The record is from RefSeq and is a predicted model, not a curated record. Lineage: Eukaryota; Metazoa; Chordata; Actinopteri; Osteoglossiformes; Mormyridae.